This is a messenger RNA of Crotalus tigris (Tiger rattlesnake), 4215 nucleotides long. RefSeq names its product follistatin like 3 (gene FSTL3). Gene Ontology annotation, molecular function: activin binding; protein binding. The transcript is spliced from 6 exons. Bases 992 to 1735 code for a protein of 247 amino acids. The record is from RefSeq and is a predicted model, not a curated record. Gene Ontology annotation, biological process: multicellular organism development; negative regulation of activin receptor signaling pathway; regulation of BMP signaling pathway. Lineage: Eukaryota; Metazoa; Chordata; Lepidosauria; Squamata; Viperidae.
UGGGAAAACGGUCAUCAAAUGCAGUCAUGUGACCAUGGGAUGCUGCAAACAGCCAUAAACACAGCCAUGCUGCUGAGUGCCUGAAAUUCAGUCACAUGACUACUAUUGUAGUCAGAACUUCAAAUCCAGGUUGUAACUAACCUUAAGAUAAAUCCAUUGUAAUCUGAGGACUAACUAUAUUCCACUUGAAGGCCUCCUCCCUUGCCUAAGUGAGUAGGAUAAUUUAGGGAGAAUUCAGAUUGCUACAGCGGGAAAAUCUCAGAUCAAUUCUAAUCUUUAUUACGGUCAAAGACCAGCCUAAGAAAGCAUCAAUAAAUAGCAUUUUAAAAACUUGGAUGCCCCUCUUUAAGGAGAUGUAUGUGUUAAGAGUCUUAGUAGUUUUGCUAUCCAAGGGUGAGGGGUGUGUCUUUGGAACUGCACAGAGGAAAAUUGGGCCAUGUAGUGACAACAAGUUGAAUCAGGAUUUCCAGAAACGACAGCAGGGGAAGUAAUAGUAACAACAGCAACGAGGAAGAAGAGGAGGAUAGGGAAAAAAGGAAGAAAAGAAGAAGAAAAUGAAGGAGAAGAAAAUUUCUGGUCAGCUGCUUCUUGUACUUCUCUUGUUCAAAUGCAUGUUUUCACGUUGAAAAACUAAAGUCCAGAAUCCAUUGCCCUCCAGAAAAGGAUAGUUCCAACAAUGAUUUGGUUAUAACCACAUCCAGGCAGGCCUCAGAGAGACAUACUCACAAUACCCUCCCCUCGACACAUUGCUGGCUGCUGCCCAACGCCGCCUUCUCUGGAGUUAUGAUUCAGACCGCGCAGACUUACACACACACACACAUACAAAACACUUUAUAUAGAGGGUGAAGCUAAGCCUUUGGGGUGGGGGAAAUUAUCCUCUCUUAAGGAGCAGGCAACGAGGAAGCCCACUGGAUUAUUGCAAAGUAGAUACGGCUCAGACAACUCUUAACUUACUCUGUCUUUUGCAAAAACUGCGCUCCCAUGUCGCAUCAUGAAAAUCUAUCUUGUGCUCUCAAGUUUGCUGUACCUGGCAUCAGGAGAUACUAACGCAGGUGGGAUCUGCUGGUUACAGCAAGGACGGGAAGCCAGGUGCACGAUGAUCCUCCAGACGGGGGUCACUUGGGAGGAGUGUUGUGGCAAUGGAAAUACGGACAUGGCCUGGUCAAAUUACUCACACCCGGACAACAAGAUCGGCCUUCUUAGGAUCUUGGGCCUUGUGACUUGCCACCCCUGCAAAGAGUCCUGCGAAGGGGUGGACUGUGGAGCAGGCAAGGUUUGCAAAAUGAAGCAUAGACGCCCGCAGUGUAUCUGUGCUCCAGAUUGCUCCAACCUUCCCAGGAAGCUUCAAGUAUGUGGUUCCAAUGGUUUCACCUACCAAGAUGAAUGUGAGCUUCUCACUGCCAAAUGCAAAGGGCUGCCUGACCUGGAGGUCAUGUAUCAAGGACAAUGCAAAAAAUCUUGCUCCAGUGUUGUCUGCCCCGGAACCCACACCUGUGUUGUGGACCAGACCGGGAGUGCUCACUGUGUGAUGUGUCGAGUUGAACCCUGUCCAGACCCCACCAGCCUAGACCACACAAUCUGUGGGAACAACAAUGUGACCUACCCUUCUACUUGCCACCUACGGCGAGCCACCUGCUAUUUUGGUCAAUCCAUAGGGAUCCGGCAUUACGGAAGGUGUACAGCUCUGAAUAAAAACGCCUUGGACACAGAUGAUGCUGAAGAAAACUACAUCUGAAAAUCUAUUUUGGGGUGAUUUGUCCAGUUCCUAAUGUUCAGGGGCAUUAUCUGUAAUAACGUACAGACUGUGCAUUAUAUACUUGGUAUUUAUUAAAACCAAAAGGAAAAAAAAUCUUAUUUAUAUAAAUAGAAAGAGAUGUAACCUAGACACAGACGCAUUUCAAUUCUUAAGUCCUAGUUUGUACCACGGGUAUUGGGAAAGGGGGUCAAAAAAGUCAAGAUGGUGGCAAGGACCAAGCAAUGAUAGCCCCACCCAUUUAAAAGGGGGUGGGGCUUUGAUCGCUCAGUUGCUGCCACCAUUUUGAAUUUUUUAGUCCUGCUUCUAGCACAGGGGGUCUUCAAAUUUGGCUGCUUUAAGACUUGUGGACUUCAAUUCCCAGAAUUCCUCAGCCAGUAUGGCUGGCUGAGGAAUUCUGGAAAUUGAAAUCCACAAGUCUUAAAGCGGCCAAGUUUGGAGACCCCUGUUCUAGAGGAUGUGCCUGAUCCCUCCCAAACCCUUCACACAGAUUUUCCUCCAAAACUGAGAAAAGUUUUCUUCCAUUGUUCUAAGGAAAAUCCAUUUUUAUCCUUUCAAAAUGAAAUUUGCUUAAUUCAAAACCGGGCCAGUUCUCUCUAGAAUUCCCUGAAAUAUUUUAUUUGUCCGUUUUCUUUACCCUUUUUUUGUCUUUGUGUAUAUUGCCUUGCUGUUUUAUUGCUGCAUAUAACCUCAUUCCCAAAACUCCCAGCCUGCCUCAUUGCCUCAGUCAACCCUCCUCUAUCCAAACUUUCUGCUUCAACAAGACUUCAAUAAUAGGUUCCUUCUGAUUUAAUCAAAUAUUCCUUUUUGAUUCCUCUGUCUUCUUGGAGAUGAAGUCUCCUUGACUUACAACCAUUCAUUUAGUGACCAAAGUUAGAACAGCCCUUUUAAAAAGUGAUUUAUGACCAGUUCUCACUCUUACGACCAUUGCAGCAUUCCCCAGGGUCAUAUGAUCAAAAUUCAGGUGUUUGGCAGCUACCAUGUAAUCAUGAUAACUGCAGCACCCCGGGGUCAUGUGAUCACUAUUUGUGACCUUCCCACCCAGCUUCUGACAAGCAAAGUUAAAUGGUGGACUCUGGGUUCGUUUAACAACCACAUGAUUCACUUAACAAUUGCAGUGAUUUGCAUAACAACUGUGGCAAAAAAGGUUGCAAAAUCGGGUGUGACUCAAAUAACAACCAUCUUGCAAAGCAAUAGAAAUUUGGUCCCCAUUGUGGUCUUAAGUUGAGGACUGCCUCUAUAUUGUUACAUGUCUCCACUCAGAAAAUUGGAAAGUUUAUGAACUUUCCAAGCAACGAAGGUUCAUCAUGUAAAUAGGGUCUCUCUCUCUCUCUCUCUCUCUCUCUCUCUCUCUCUCUCUCUCUCUCUCUGUGUGUGUGUGUGUGUGUGUGUGUGUGUGUGUGUGUGUGUAUGGAAUUGGGAGGUAUCACGCUGAUGAUAGGCAGUUUCCAACCAAUUUUAUCUAUAUGUCCAUUUUAAAUUUGUCAUCUGCUUCACUGUGUAUGUUGUAAAAUGUGUACAUAGCAUUCUUUUACUGACAGCAUGAUAUUCCAUUCUAUUCCAUUCCAUUCCAUUCCAUUCUAUUCUAUUCUAUUCUAUUCUAUUCUAUUCGUCCUUUUCUUUAUUGUUUUAAACAGGCAAUUUCUCUAUUUUUGUAUGCUUGAGUCCCUGGUUUUUUAUUUUUUGGUUCCUUCAAGUUAGUCUUGACUCUGUGGAUGCCUAGACAAGUCCCUACAUUUUCCUUGGAAAGAUUUCAGAAGUGGUUUGCCAUUGUCUCCUUCUUAGGGCUGACUGGCCCAAGAUCGCCCAGCUGGCUUUGUGUCCUGCCUUCUGGUUUCUAGCCUGGUGCCUUAACAACUAGAUCAAACUGGCUAUCUGAUAUUUUUUUUACACCCUUUCAUUUAUCAGAUGUCGUUCUAGAACAAGAGUGUCCAACCUUGACAACUUUAAGACCUGUGGACUUCAACCCCCAGAAUUCUCCACCAGCUUAAUAACUGCGGCAUUUGCUUCACAACCAUUGACACAAAAGUUCAUAAAAUCAGGUUGCUCCUAUGGGUGACCCGCUUUACAACCAUCACAACUUGCGAUCACAAUGGGCACAUUCCAUUUGAAGUCUUUACUAUACAGAACUUCAACACCAACAACAAAAACCUGCACUUUUCUUUAGCAGUCUCUUAGCUACAUCAAGGAAUAAGCCUUUUUUUUGCUGAAUUUGAACAAUUAAGAGAAGACUAAAGAAAUGGGGGGGGGGAAUGGCAUGGCCUUGUCUUUUUGUUCUCUUUAUUUUCUUUUACUUUUUUGACUGAAGGGGGAAGAACUGAGGUGCUGGGCAAACAGGAAUGGUUGGCUGGCAAUCUCCAUAUUCCCCAAAUCUAAACGAGAUUGUUUUAUAAGAUUUAGGGAAAAACAAAAGGAAGAGUCUGGAGGAGCACUAAUAAAUUUGUUCUUUUCAUUCCUCUGAA